AUGAGAUACCUUCCAUACUUACGGCAAGCUCAAGAGAUUUUAAUCAAGGCGGGUAAAGGUGAUGCAACUGGGUUGACAGGACUUUAUCGACAUCCUAAUCCAAGACCUGUGCUAACCAAGCUCUACAAUGCCACUUUAAAGAAGCUUGCCAAAGAUUUCCCCAAGGAAUCGAUCUACAGACAGUCUGUCGAAAGCAUGACUAAAGCCAGACUAGCUGUGGUUGAGAAAAAUGAGGUUCUUGAUAGAAUCGAGAAAGAGAUUGGAUGUGGAUUGAUUGAGGAGUUGGUUAUUCAGGCCAAUGAUGAGUACAACUUGGCCCAAAAGAUGGCUGAAUGGAAGGCCUGGGAGCCUUUGCAGGAGAAGCCAUUAGAGGAUCAGUGGGUUUAUUUUGGAAAGAAGGUUUAG
Brettanomyces nanus is the source of this 405-nucleotide messenger RNA. RefSeq lists its product as uncharacterized. Gene Ontology annotation, biological process: respiratory electron transport chain. The transcript has a single exon. Bases 1 to 405 code for a protein of 134 amino acids. The record is from RefSeq and is a predicted model, not a curated record. Lineage: Eukaryota; Fungi; Ascomycota; Pichiomycetes; Pichiales; Pichiaceae.